Messenger RNA from Linum tenue, 2452 nucleotides. The record is from the annotation of a GenBank genome assembly. NCBI's taxonomy places the organism in Eukaryota, Viridiplantae, Streptophyta, Magnoliopsida, Malpighiales, Linaceae.
CCGACAGAUAUCUCAAGACCACGCAAGAAGAGUAGCCAGCAAGAAAAUUGGAGGCUAGGAAGGAAACUGCUGCACCUACCUACAACGGAAAACGGUAGGGGGAGUCCAAAGCCCAAAGCCGAGUGAAGGAAACCGAGUCAGCCAGGGUUUCCCCUUUUCCCCCCAUUGUUAAAUAGGAGGAAGCGGACCAAAACGCAAUGUUAUGCUCCUCCAUAGCUCUUCUCCUCCCGCCGGCCUCUUCUCCCUCGCUGCUCUCCUUCCGUCGCCUCUCUCGUCUCCGCUCGUCCCCACUGCCCGCCGCCGGUAAGCUCUCCCCCACAGGCUUGCUGAGAGUGAGUUCGAGGACGCUUGCAUUUUCUGCUAGGACGGAAUCGAUUUCCACCAUGGCGAAUGAUGAGGAGAAUGUUGGUAAUGUGAAGAGACUGAUAGCGAAAGUGUUUGAAUUGUCGCUUCAAGCAACGGUCCCAGAGGAGGCCGAUGUGGAACCUAUUGUUGCUGCAAGCACGGUGGGUAGAUUUGGAGACUACCAGUGUAAUAAUGCCAUGGGGCUUUUCUCUAAGCUUAAAGGAAAAGGAGGUGGUCAGUUUAGGGGACCUCCAGCAGUUGGACAGGCUAUCAUGAAAAAUCUCCCUCAGACAGAGAUGAUAGAAUCGUGCUCCGUAGCUGGACCUGGUUUUGUGAAUGUUGUGUUAUCAAAUAAGUGGAUGUCUAAGAGCAUCCAAAAAAUGCUUCUUGAUGGGAUUGAUACUUGGGCACCUAAGUUAUCAAUUAAGAGGGCUGUGGUUGACUUUUCGUCGCCAAACAUUGCCAAAGAAAUGCACGUCGGUCACUUGCGAUCUACAAUUAUUGGAGACACAAUUGCCCGCAUGCUUGAAUUCUCACAUGUUGAUGUUCUUAGGCGAAACCAUGUUGGUGACUGGGGAACCCAGUUUGGCAUGUUGAUAGAACACCUCUUUGAGAAGUUCCCUAACAUUGAGGCAGUUAAUGAAACAGCAAUUGGAGACCUACAGGCAUUCUAUAAGGCAUCAAAACAGAGGUUUGAUGAUGAUUCCGAAUUUAAAGAGCGCGCACAGAAAGCAGUUGUUCGCCUCCAGGGUGGAGAAAAGAGGUACAGAGAUGCUUGGGCUCAGAUCUGUGCAAUCAGUAGGAGGGAGUUCGACAGUGUCUACGACAGACUCAAAGUUGAGCUAGAGGAAAAGGGUGAAAGCUUCUACAAUACAUUCAUACCUUCAGUUAUAGAGGGUCUGACCAAUCAAGGGUUGGUUGAAGAAAGUGAGGGUGCCCGUGUAAUUUUUCUCGAAGGAUUUAAUAUUCCUCUUAUUGUUGUUAAGAGCGAUGGUGGUUACAAUUAUGCUUCUACUGAUCUGACUGCACUUUGGUAUCGCCUCAAUGAAGAGAAAGUUGAAUGGAUUAUCUAUGUUACUGAUGUGGGUCAGCAGCAGCACUUUGAGAUGGUAUUCAAGGCUGCUAAGAUUGCUGGUUGGCUCCCUACUGAGGCUAAUAAGUAUCCUAGAACAAGCCAUGUUGGUUUUGGGCUUGUUCUUGGAGAAGACGGCAAGCGAUUCAGAACUCGAUCUACAGAAGUAGUUCGGUUAGUUGAUUUGCUUGACGAAGCCAAGAGUCGAAGUAAGGCAGUGCUUGAAGAGCGUGAAAAGGAUAAAGAUUGGACAAAGGAGGAGAUUGACCAAACAGCUGAAGCAGUUGGUUAUGGCGCUGUGAAGUAUGCUGACUUGAAGAACAAUCGGUUGACUAAUUAUACUUUCAAUUUCGACCAAAUGCUGAAUGAUAAGGGAAACACGGCUGUUUAUUUGCUCUACGCACAUGCAAGGAUCUGUUCCAUCAUCAGAAAGUCCGGCAAAGAUGUGGAGGAGUUGAAGAAAACUGGAGUAUUGUCGUUGGAGCAUCAAGAUGAGCGUGUUCUGGGGCUUCAUCUACUUCGAUUUUCUGAGAUUGUGGAAGAGGCGUGUACCAACCUACUGCCGAACAUCCUCUGCGAAUACCUCUACAACUUAUCUGAAAACUUCAGCAAAUUCUACUCCAAUUGUCAGGUGAUUGGUUCGGCGGAGGAAACAAGCAGGUUGUUGUUGUGUGAAGCAACAGCAAUGGUGAUGAGGAAAUGCUUCUUCCUUCUUGGAAUCACUCCUGUCUACAAGAUAUGAAAAUUCAGUACUCCCGACUGCUCCCGAAACUGCCAUCGACAAUCAAUAUACGUCGAUUUUGGCCGUUGCGAGAGGAGAUUUACGAGACAGAAACCAAAAAAAAAAGCACACUGUAUUGAAUGAGUUUUUGAGGAUGCUAUUUACAGAUGUUCCCAGUAGUGAUAUUAAAACAAUCUACACUCAUAGCUGCUUCUUUCCUUCGGUUUGAAAAGUUUGUUCAUACGCUUUGCACUCCAACUCUCAUCAUCAGAUCCCGAAAGUUACUACUCUGUCAAAACUAAAAGGGUUAAUAC